AUGUCUUACCCGACCAAGCCGGCUUUCGUUCAUGUUGGGACCUGGGACGAUGAAACUCGCAAGCACCCUGCAAUGAAGUGGAUGGAACAAUACACAAUCGAAUUCAACAAGCGUGGAGACUGGAGUAAGGAGGAGAGUGACUGGUUGUCCAAGGAUGCCGUGCUCAUCAAACCCGACGGCUCAGUUCACAAGGGAAAUGCAGAUGCAUUCAAGGAAGCAAAGGCGGUCUACAGCGCAUUUACCUCGGAAUUCCAUGAGCCCUACUUUCUUAUCUGCGUUGACACGGACGACGGCUGGGAGAUGAUCGGCACAGCCCACAUGUUCGCCAACUGCCAGGGAACACCAACCGCGGCGGAGAAGAAGGUCAAGGACCUACAGGGGAGGGAAUGGGAUGUCAAGAUCCCGGGAGGGUUUCAUUUCUACUAUGCGAAGCAAUCGAAGGCGGCCCAUGACGGUAUUGUGCUGAAGAAGACGGAGAUCCUGUGUGAUUCCAUGCCAGCAGUGCAGAUCCUGUUGGCGAGAGGAGUCCUCAAGCUGUGA
Fonsecaea multimorphosa CBS 102226 is the source of this 540-nucleotide messenger RNA. RefSeq lists its product as uncharacterized. Lineage: Eukaryota; Fungi; Ascomycota; Eurotiomycetes; Chaetothyriales; Herpotrichiellaceae. The record is from RefSeq and is a predicted model, not a curated record. The transcript is spliced from 2 exons. Bases 1 to 540 code for a protein of 179 amino acids.